Molecule: messenger RNA, 2093 nt
Organism: Tarenaya hassleriana
Lineage: Eukaryota; Viridiplantae; Streptophyta; Magnoliopsida; Brassicales; Cleomaceae
Product: fumarate hydratase 1, mitochondrial
Exons: 18
Coding region: 244-1725 (493 amino acids)
Biological process (GO): fumarate metabolic process; malate metabolic process; tricarboxylic acid cycle
Cellular component (GO): mitochondrion; tricarboxylic acid cycle heteromeric enzyme complex
Molecular function (GO): fumarate hydratase activity
Source: RefSeq, a predicted model, not a curated record
CUCUGAAAAUCGCGAGGGAUUGGAUUAUUCUUCAUUUGCAUUUCUUGAAAAUUAUAACAGACAUUUCCACGGGGGCACGGCCCAUACUACUGUUCGUUUUCUCUUUUGAGUAUUUAUUUUAAAAUUCAUUUGCCCUAUUUAUCUGCUCCGUUUUAUUUCUCUGUAUCAGAGCACUCGGUUCUGCAACUUGAUCUCCAUCUCCGACUAUCCCCUUCUUCGUAUAAGGAUUAGGUAGAACGAACCAUGGCGAUUUACGUAUUGUCUCGGCGGCUCUCCGGUGGAUCGACGCCGGCGGCGGCGCUUCGUUACGCCAACGCGCUGAGAUCAUAUUCGACCUCGUUUAGGGAGGAGAGGGACACCUUUGGUCCGAUCCAAGUUCCUUCUGAUAAAUUGUGGGGAGCUCAGACACAGAGAUCUUUGCAGAACUUCGAAAUCGGCGGCGAGCGUGAGCGGAUGCCCGAACCUAUCGUUCGCGCCUUUGGUGUCCUCAAGAAAUGUGCUGCCAAGGUAAACAUGGAAUAUGGUCUUGACCCAACGAUCGGGAAAGCCAUUAUGCAAGCAGCACAGGAGGUAGCCGAGGGUAAGCUGAAUGAUCAUUUUCCCCUUGUUGUGUGGCAAACCGGCAGUGGCACUCAGAGUAACAUGAACGCAAAUGAGGUCAUUGCUAACAGAGCAGCUGAGAUCCUCGGCCGCAAACGUGGCGAAAAAUUUGUGCACCCAAAUGACCAUGUGAACAGAUCACAAUCUUCUAAUGAUACUUUUCCAACUGUCAUGCACAUUGCUGCUGCAACGGAGAUUAAUUCGAGGCUGAUCCCGAGCUUGAAAACCUUGCAUAGCACUCUCGAUUCUAAGUCCCUGGAGUUCAAAGAUAUUGUGAAGAUCGGAAGAACUCAUACUCAAGAUGCGACACCUUUGACUCUCGGACAAGAGUUUGGUGGCUAUGCUACUCAAGUUAAGUAUGGAACCGAUAGAGUCGCUUGUACUCUCCCGCGCCUAUAUCAGCUCGCACAAGGUGGAACUGCGGUUGGAACAGGAUUAAACACAAAGAAAGGGUUCGAUGUCAAGAUAGCUGCUGCAGUAGCUGAAGAAACAAACUUGCCAUUUAUCACCGCGGAGAACAAGUUUGAAGCUCUGGCUGCACAUGAUGCUUGUGUUGAAACUAGCGGAUCCCUUAACACAAUUGCUGCAUCAUUGAUGAAGAUCGCCAAUGACAUACGUUUUCUGGGAAGCGGUCCACGAUGUGGCCUGGGUGAACUCAUUCUACCUGAAAAUGAGCCAGGAAGCAGUAUCAUGCCUGGGAAGGUAAACCCUACACAAUGUGAGGCCUUGACUAUGGUUUGCGCUCAGGUCAUGGGCAACCAUGUCGCUGUCACUGUUGGUGGAUCAAACGGCCAUUUUGAACUGAAUGUUUUCAAGCCAGUGAUUGCUAGUGCCCUCUUACAUUCCAUCAGAUUGAUAGGAGACGCAUCCUCCUCCUUUGAGAAAAACUGCGUGAGAGGAAUUCAAGCAAACAGAGAAAGGAUUUCAAAGUUGCUGCAUGAGUCUCUCAUGCUUGUGACAUCAUUGAACCCGAAAAUCGGGUACGACAAUGCUGCAGCAGUUGCCAAGAAAGCCCACAAAGAAGGAACAACACUGAAGGACGCUGCUCUGAAUUUGGGAGUUCUUUCGCCGGAAGAGUUUGAUAACCUCGUAGUCCCCGAGAAGAUGAUCGGUCCAUCCGAUUGAAGACAAUUUUAUUCAAGUGCACCUUCUUCGAGAUUCAUCGUGCCCGAGGCUUCUUCAUAACCGAUAAUAAGAGCUGCUCAGACUGGGUGUUGUCGUCGACCUCGGCCUACCAUUUUUUCCAUCUCUAUUACUCGGAUAGAUUCAAUAAAGAACGAACCCUAAAAAUUGUUUCAUGAUCCUGAGGUCUUUUUUUUCCUUUCUUUCUUUGUCUUGUAUUCGCCUCCCCCGCCUGAGAAAGAUUUAGGCAGCCAAGUGAAAGGUGGAAGCACAAUUCAUGAGAGCUUUGUUUAGGGAAGAUACGUCAAGAUGGUCUUCCUCCCCAACGAUGUCGUUUUGCAUAUUUUCUGGUUGUGAUCUUUCUACUUGAA